AUGAGUCAAGGUUCUCCAUUCCAUCCUCUUCCAAAUGGUCGUUGUUUUCCAGAACAAUCACCACCACCACAACAACAACUGAACUUGGCAUUCCCAUUCCGAACGGGUGAAAGUCCACCUUGGGAUCUAUUCCCUAAUCAACCACCACCACCACCAACACAGCCACAACAACCCUCUUCCUCGCAACAGCAGGUUCCUUCAACUCGACCUUCAUCAUUGCAUCAAAAACCUGCAAAAAAGCAAAAACGACCACAGAACUCGAAAAAUUCAAAAAAUUCAUCGUCCAAACCUGUGCAACACAAGAAUGUUCAUCAUCACAACUCGUCCAUGAACAGCGAAAAGGACAAGAUAUUGAAAAAGAUGAAUGCAUUGAUUGAUGAAAUUUCAGUAGCAGAGCAACAUGCACAAUCAAUAUAUUCAUGCGUCUCGUUGUUUGAGGUGAAAACAUGUAUUGAAAGUAAUUUUAGUCAAAUUGAUUCGUUCUCAAAAAUUGACCUCUAUUUAGUGGCAGAAACAUUGUGUGGAAAAACAAAAUCUUAUUUUGAGAAAUUCAUGACAAAUGUAAACCCUGAAAUGUAUUUUAUUUUGAAGAGCUUUGUGUACUUUACCAAUCAAAUCAAGUAUUUCCUCCUGAAAGGAGAUGAAGUUUCUAAAUAUCGAAAACAAGGCCUUUUGGAAUAUGACGAUCACAUUUCAAAUGAAAAACGAACGAAAAUAUUUCUUGAUGGUGGUAGAGACCAUGAAAGUGGAUCAUCAAAGAGAGAAAUUAUUGUUGUCAAUGAGGCCAAAGAUUCAAAAUUGAAAGAGCUCUUGAUGGACUUGUCCACAAGUCUCCAAUUGAAAUUUCCCAAUGUCAAAUCGAGAGGAUUAUCUGGAUCUGAGUUGAAACGUUUCUACGCAUACAUUAGUGAAUUUGUGAGCUCAUGUAUGGGCGGGUAUUCUCCAAAUAUUGCAGACUUUUCGUCGACACACAUUUCCAACCUUGCAAAACAAAGGAAAUCGAAGUUCAUUUUCAUUGGAGAUGUUCGUUUUGGAGUGUGUCGACAUCGCUCCAUUCUAUUCAAAUACAUUUGUGACUAUUUAUUUAUGGAUGGAUUUAAAGAUAUUCGAUGUCGACUCGUUCGAGGAACGUGUUCAGGAGGAAAUCAUGCUUGGAAUAUUGUUUCCAUUGUGGACACGAAAUCCAACUCUGCAACACUUCCUGACUUGUAUUUGGUUGAUAUCAUGAGAUACCCUGGACGGCUCUACUCUGUGAACAGUGUGGAUGCUGACAUGUACAAACAACAAAGUUUUGGAAGCAUUGGUGGUCAUAGUCAGAAAGGAUUUGCUACCGACCUUUCGAAACUUCAAUAUAAGGAGAAAAAACUACUUGGACGUGGAGCCUCUGGAAAGGUCUUUAGUUGUGUCGUGUACAUUCCAGAGAAGGGAGAAACCGUUUGUGCUGUAAAAAAGGUACCACUCACAUUCGACAAUAAUUGUAACUUUGAGAGAGAACUCAAAUUAUUGAACUAUUUGAGCCAUCCUAAUAUUAUUCAACUCUAUCAUGCUACACUUAUAAAAAACAAUCAUGGAGAACAUUGUAUUCACAUGUUCAUGGAAUUGAUGGAUUGCAACGCUCGAAAAUUUAUCAAUGAUUUCAAAGCCAAUUACAUGAUUCAUCCAAAGUAUUAUGUCUAUGAGCUAUUAUUCUUUUUAAGUAAUGUGGCAAAUGGAUUAAAUUAUUUGCAUUUACGAGGAAUUGUUCACCGAGAUGUAAAACCAGAGAAUAUUGCCAUCAAGUACUAUCGUCAUUCUCCUCACACCAUUAAGGAUGUGAAAUUAGUGGACUUUGACGUUGCUAAUAUUGUUCACAAUAGCAAAACUAUUUGUGGUACUCGAGGAUAUUGUGAUCCACAAUUAUUCUCCACGUCCUUAAACCAAAUAGUCGCCAAACCUUCUCUCGAUUGUUUCAGUUUUGGAAUUCUCUUGGCGGAAUUCUUUAUGGAAUAUUCACCGACAGUAUUCUUUAAUUCGAGUGACUCAUUCGAUCAGGGUUAUGAAAAAUUCCAAAAACACUACUCUCCUCAAAAUAUUCAAUUUACCAUUACGAAAUCGAGCAAGUAUAAUUGCAUCCCACCCAAAUAUAGAGAUUCAUUGUCACAAAUGAUUCUGAAUUGUAUUCAGACAGACCUCACAAAACGACCCACCAUGCAACAGAUUGCUUCUGAAUUGGAAAAUUAUCUUUUGAAGAAUUUUAUCAUUAGGGCAGAAGAAGAAUGGCAGCAAUUGCAACGACCAAAACAACAAUAA
Molecule: messenger RNA, 2289 nt
Organism: Naegleria fowleri
Lineage: Eukaryota; Heterolobosea; Eutetramitea; Acrasida; Naegleriidae
Exons: 2
Coding region: 1-2289 (762 amino acids)
Biological process (GO): protein phosphorylation
Cellular component (GO): cytoplasm
Molecular function (GO): ATP binding; protein serine/threonine kinase activity
Source: RefSeq, a predicted model, not a curated record